AUGGCCAGUCUUGAGGAUUCCCCCCCAGAAGAUGCGACCAGUCUUCCGCUGGCGUUAAAUGUACAAGCCGAGGACAACAAAUUUCAAAAGGCAAUUUCCGCCUGGCGGAAUAUUGACUUGACAUCUUUGAUUCCUAGCCUGGAUAACACUGCUUCGGAAAUUGUACAGUAUCAGCGGGACUCGACGACCCAGCGAAAAGACUUAGCGCAGAAGACCAAAGACUUUAGGAAGCUUGAUGAUGCUGGAAAGCUGGCUGAAGUAAAGGGAUUGCUCAAGGCGUACCAAACAUUCAUCGAUUUGCUCACCAACCACUCAAAGUCAACCAAUUCCGCCUUUCUCCAGGUCUAUUCAUCGCUUUCGGAAGCACCCGAUCCAUACCCUCUGCUUGAAGCUUCUGUCGAUUCGCUCCUUUUGUCUGAAGAUACCUUACCGAAAGUUACUCAAGAAAACGAACAUCUGCAGAAAAAUAUCAGCAAGCUCACAUCGCAAUUGGAGGAGACAGAGUCCCGGUUAGCAACAGAGAGAAGUGCGCGCAAGGUCUUGGAAGAUGGAUUGGAAUCUCGAGUUAAGGAUGUUGAGAGCUCCUGGGCAGCCGUGCUUGAGGAGAAGAAAGAUAAUUGGGAAGCGAAGGAGAAGCUCUUGGAGGACAAAGUUGAAUCACAGGACCGCCUACUGAGCGAAAUAAAAGCUAGUUACGAGGUCACCCAACGACUUGGCCAAGCAGAUAAUGACGAGGAUGGCAAUGGACGAGGGCAUGUCACGAGUGCUGAAUUGGAAAUGGUAAACUCGGAUCUCGAGAGAACGAGUGUACGCUUGGCCGAAGUGGAAUCGCGCAACGAACAACUUCGUAUGGAAUUGGCGCAGGCAGCGUCUCAGCUCCCAAGCCAGCCAGCAAUCAAUUUGGAGGAUGAUCCUGGGUUCAUGCGAAUGCGAUCUGAGAACUCGUCGCUUUUGAGGAAAUUGGAUGCUGCUCGGGUUGAGAAAGAUACUAGGAAAAGAGAGCUAGACGGCAAGCUACGAUCUCUUGAGAGGGAGACAGGGUUACUAAAGGAGGAACGGAAUGCCCUCAAAGCAAAGAUCCACAAGUGGAAUGAUUACGAUGAUAUCAAGCAGGAGCUGGAAGUGCUGAAGAGUAUAGAAUUCUCCACAGGGGAUGAUGAAGAAGGAGACGGAAUAAUGACUGCGAGACUAAACAACCCAGAAAAUCUCGAUGAUUCGGCACUCGCACGACCGAAAGGCGAAACUCUAGAGCAAUUGCUCUUGGCUCGAAACAAGAAGUUGAGUGACGAAUUGACGAUUCUGCGCGUGUCUCACCAAGACCUUCAAAACAGGCUCCAGUCAAUGGAGGAGGACUUGUCUCGCACUCGAGAUGACCUCCAGAAAGCCCAGCAUCUAAAUUCGACACUAGAAAAUGACCUGGUCAAUGUGCAACAGGAUACCGCCAGUGCGUACCCGUCCGAGGCGUCAGUUGCGGGUACAUACGCUAGUCGAUAUCCUCAGUCUGCGGCAAAUCAUCUAUUGGGAGGCCGUAAAAAGCAAAUUUCCCCAACGUCUUCUAUCAUCUCGGGCUUCGACCCAAGGUCGCAGGCAUCCUUAGGUACAACCUCCCUUGAAGCCCUGAGAUCUGGUGAACCCGUUGGUGGGGGGUCUGGGAUUCUUCCCAUGAUUACUGCUCAGCGUGAUCGAUUUAAGCAGAGAAAUACUCAGCUCGAAAACGAGCUUUCAGAAGUCCAUCGGACAUUGUCGUCAUUGCGACAAGAAGUUGCCUCUCUGCAAAAGGACAAUCUUAACCUUUACGAGAAGACCAGAUAUGUAUCGACUUAUAAUCGCGGAGGUCAACCAGCUUCAUCUGCAUCGUCAUAUGCCACUAAUCCCAACCCGUCCACAGUCCAGAUGUCUUCUACCAGCUCAUCAGGUCUAGCAUUGGAUCGUUAUAGGUCAGCGUACGAAUCCAACAUCUCGCCAUUCGCUGCUUUCAGAGGUCGAGAAUCGACGCGGGCCUACAAACGCAUGAGCCUGCCCGAACGUGUGGUCUAUUCAAUUACAAGAAUGGUGUUAGCAACACGCUCGAGUCGCAAUCUGUUUGCUGGGUAUUGUCUUGCCUUGCAUGUUCUUGUCUUUUUCUCCUUGUACUACACCAUGAGCGUUGAUGAUUCUCACGGAACUCACGUGGCUGCGGCUGCUGCCGCUGCAGGGCCGCUGAAUACUGCCAAAGACAAUGAUUGGCAUCAAGACCGGUUUAGCGGCCAGGACUGA
Messenger RNA from Glarea lozoyensis ATCC 20868, 2256 nucleotides. RefSeq lists its product as uncharacterized. Gene Ontology annotation, biological process: intra-Golgi vesicle-mediated transport. The transcript has 3 exons. NCBI's taxonomy places the organism in Eukaryota, Fungi, Ascomycota, Leotiomycetes, Helotiales, Helotiaceae. Bases 1 to 2256 code for a protein of 751 amino acids. Gene Ontology annotation, cellular component: Golgi membrane. The record is from RefSeq and is a predicted model, not a curated record.